AUGGCUUUUAUCAGAGCCAGACAGAUAAUGGAUGCAAUGCUUAUAGCUAAUGAAGCAAUUGAUUCUAGAGUGUCCCAGAAGAAACCUGGUAUACUAUGCAAACUUGAUAUUAAGAAAGCAUAUGACCAUGUGAAUUGGGAUUUCAUUUUAAGUAUGCUGAGACAAAUGGGAUAUUGUAGCAGAUGGAUCAGUUGGAUAAAGUUUUGUAUUUCAACUGUUAAGUUUUUAGUACUCAUCAAUAGGUCUCCUGAAGGCUUUUUCCGUGCAUACAGAGGAAUCAGGCAAGGGGAUCUCUUAUCACCCUUCCUGCUCAUCAUAGCUAUGGAGGGGCUUAACAAUAUGUUGAAGAUAGUCAAGACAACAAGAAUAAUACAGGGAUUUGAAGUCAGUAAGGUUGUUGGGAAUAGUAUGGAGAUCACACACCUACAGUAUGCUGAUGAUACACUAAUUUUUUGUGGGGCUGAGGAGGAGCAAUUGCUGAUUUUGAGACUUAUACUAGUCUACUUUGAAGCUAUAUCUGGACUACAUAUAAAUUGGAACAAAAGCCAUUUGUAUCCAAUUAAUGUGGUUCCGAAUAUGGAACACCUCUCACAAACCUUGGGAGGAGUGAUAGGUACUCUGCCAUCAGUAUACUUGGGCAUGCCUUUGGGGGUAAAGUCUGGAGCCAUAGACAUUUGGAACCCAAUAUUGCAGAAAUGUGAAAAGAAACUAGAAAGAUGGAGAUCAUAA
This is a messenger RNA of Solanum stenotomum, 729 nucleotides long. RefSeq lists its product as uncharacterized. Bases 1 to 729 code for a protein of 242 amino acids. The record is from RefSeq and is a predicted model, not a curated record. NCBI's taxonomy places the organism in Eukaryota, Viridiplantae, Streptophyta, Magnoliopsida, Solanales, Solanaceae. The transcript has a single exon.